Molecule: messenger RNA, 2610 nt
Organism: Alternaria burnsii
Lineage: Eukaryota; Fungi; Ascomycota; Dothideomycetes; Pleosporales; Pleosporaceae
Product: carnitine acetyl transferas-like protein
Exons: 2
Coding region: 1-2610 (869 amino acids)
Biological process (GO): carnitine metabolic process
Cellular component (GO): mitochondrion
Molecular function (GO): carnitine O-acetyltransferase activity
Source: RefSeq, a predicted model, not a curated record
AUGGCAGUCCGCACUUUUACCCAACCGUCGUCCCUUGAGGACACACUAGUCAAAGCAUCCAAGAUGUCUGGCUCAGAAGGCAACGAUGCCACUCGCUCGUUGGAGAACGCAAAGAACAGCACACAGUCUCACUCUGCAGAGGCACAGGCACCGUUAGCAAGCCAUACCAACCCAAACUCGAGACCAGGCAUUACCUUCGCACACGAAGAUAGUCUUCCGAAACUUCCCAUCCCAGAGCUAGACAGUUCGUGUAAGAAAUACAUCGCUGCUCUCAAACCCUUGCAAUCACCAAAGGAACACAGCGACACGGUUCAUUCCGUAGAGGACUUCCUCAAGACAGAUGGACCAGUGCUUCAGGAAAAGUUGAAGAAAUACGCUAGUGGAAAGAACAACUACAUCGAGCAGUUCUGGUAUGAUUCAUAUCUGAAUUUUGACAACCCGGUGGUACUUAAUCUAAACCCAUUUUUCUUACUGGAGGAUGAUCCCACCCCAGCUCGCAACAACCAGGUCACUCGCGCAGCCUCAUUAGUGGUCUCGGCACUGUCGUUUGUCAGAGCUGUUCGUCUAGAAGAACUACCGCCUGACACCAUCCGCGGCCAACCGUUGUGCAUGUACCAAUACUCAAGACUGUUUGGUACUGCUAGGAUACCCACCGAGCAUGGAUGCCAGAUCGGUCAAGACCCCACGUCCAAGCAUAUCGUCGUCAUGUGCUAUGGCCAGUUCUAUUGGUUCGAUGUUCUGGAUGAUAACAACGACCUGAUCAUGACAGAAAAGGAUAUUGCGCUCAACCUCCAAGUUAUUGUAGAAGACGCACAGGAGAUACCGAUUCAGGAUGCUGCCAAAGGAGCACUAGGUGUGCUCAGUACGGAGAACCGAAAGGUCUGGGCAGGUCUCCGCGAUGUGUUGCACAGGGAGGAAGGUUCAAACAACUCUGACUGUCUCAACAUCGUCGACUCGGCACUUUUCGUCUUAUGUUUGGAUUACACCGAGCCACAAACAGGUGCCGAUCUCUGUAUGAAUAUGCUUUGCGGUACGAGCAAGAUUGAGCGCGGUGUUCAGGUGGGGACAUGCACCAAUCGCUGGUAUGACAAGCUGCAAAUUAUUGUUUGCAAAAACGGAAGUGCUGGAAUCAACUUUGAACACACCGGUGUGGACGGUCAUACAGUGCUGAGAUUUGCAUCCGACGUAUACACAGAUACUAUCCUCCGAUUUGCCAGGACUAUCAACGGUAGUGCACCAAGUCUGUGGGCUUCUUCGAGCCCUGAUCCCGCGAAGCGCGACCCAGAUAGCUUCGGCGACGUACAAACAACACCCCAUAAGCUUGAGUGGGACAUGUUGCCGGAACUUAGCACAGCACUUCGUUUUGCCGAGACGCGCCUGGCAGAUCUUAUCCAACAGAACGAGUUUGCGACCCUAGAGUUUCCUCACUAUGGAAAGAACUUCAUGACUUCGAUGGGUUUCUCUCCUGAUGCUUUUGUUCAGAUGGCCUUCCAGGCAGCGUACUAUGGUUUAUAUGGACGGAUAGAGUGCGUAUAUGAGCCCGCCAUGACCAAGAUCUACUACCAUGGACGUACGGAAGCCAUUCGGUCCGUGACGGAAGAGUCAGUCGACUUUUUGACAACAUUCUGGGGCGAGAACCCCGCAACGCAAAAGAUCGAGGCACUCCGAAAGGCUUGCCAGAAGCACACUGAGAACACAAAGAUCUGUUCCAAAGCCCAAGGUCCUGACCGACAUCUUUACGCCCUAUACUGCAUUUGGCAGCGUGCCAUCGACGAGUCAAACGACACAGCUAGCAGUGAUGGCUGGGACUCUACGCGACCAUCUAGCGCUGAUGCAUCGGGUGUAGGAUCACCCAACCGCAACUCAGUACUAUCGGAGAACGACUCCAUCUCCAGCUCACCACCACCAGCGCCAAUGCAACACUCAAUGCCCGCCCUCUUCGCCGACAGUGGCUGGGACAAGAUCAACCAAACCAUUCUCUCUACCUCAAAUUGCGGCAACCCUUCACUCCGUCAAUUCGGUUUCGGCCCAACAUCCGCCGACGGAUUUGGCAUCGGUUAUAUCAUCAAAGACGGCAGCAUCUCCAUUUGCGCCUCAUCCAAGCACCGCCAAACUUCGCGCUACAUUGACGCGCUCGAAUCUUACUUCUUGGAGAUUCGCAAACUCCUCCGUCAAAUCAAACGCCGCGGUACCUCAGCCGAUAAAACCGCAACCCGUGCCCGCGAAGCAGAAGACAGACCCCUGGCCAGCCGUCUCAAGAGCAGAGGCAGAAUUAUUCUAGGAGACGGCGGCAAGCAACAGACGCCCGCAGAGAGUAUAGUAGACGAUGACGACGACGACGGUCUUGGUGGAUGUAGGACUCCCCCUUCCCCUCCUUCCCUUCUUUCCCUUGAUGAAGUCUCGAGCCAUGCUUCUUGUUCCUCUUCUCCUUCUACACCUCCUUUCCCAAGAAUAGGCGGUUUACCGCCUACGCCUCCUCACUCUCCUCCUUUUAAACCCAUGACGCCUGUUUUGAUGAGUUCGCCGCAUAAGCCUAUUCCAGUUGUCAAGACAGUCAAGGCGAGGAAGGUGCCGCAGUCGGCGCGGAAACCAAUCUUUUAUUCGUCUUAA